AUGUUGCGGCAAGGACACCUCAAAGAGCUGUUGAGCGACAAGGGUAGGAAUAACUUUUCUAGAGGACGUGAACACCAAGGUCCGCCAAAGCCGUCAUCACCAGCUCUUACUAUCAACACGAUCAUUGGCGGUAGCGAUGACGCCUCCGUCAACGACAUUAAAUUCACCACCACUCACAAGCUCAAACGAUCUAUCACCUGCGAACGGUAUGACAGAGUUGAAGAAAGUAUCAUUUUCGACGAGUCAGAUAUUGACGGUUUGACUUUCCCUCAUAAUGAUUCUCUCAUCAUUACUUUGCACAUUUUAGAUACUAAUGUCAAACGUAUCAUGUUGGAUGAUGGAAGUGGAGCGUGCAUUAUCCAUCCCCGAGUUCUCACCCAAAUGAGACUCGAGGACAAGAUAGUGUCGCGCUGCAUCAUGCUAACUGGUUUUAAUAAUGUAGUUGAACGGAUGUCAGGAGAAAUUACGCUUCCCAUCUUGGCCGACGGCGUAACGCUGGAGACAACAUUCCACAUCAUGGACCAGGCCACUACGUACAACGCCAAA
This is a messenger RNA of Nicotiana tabacum (common tobacco), 546 nucleotides long. RefSeq lists its product as uncharacterized. The record is from RefSeq and is a predicted model, not a curated record. Lineage: Eukaryota; Viridiplantae; Streptophyta; Magnoliopsida; Solanales; Solanaceae.